AUGAGCGAUAAUGACAAAUUUUGUUGGCUAAGCAAAGUUUAUAUUAUUACAGCCAAAACAAAGAGUGUUCUGCUAUUAUCCACGCGUCGUCGAUUUUUCCAAAUCAUAGAGACCAAAUAUUUUGAACCUAUUUUCAUUGUUAAUUUGACAGGCUAUGGAGAUCUGCAAAGUUACGGUAAUCCAAAUCAAGAGUGGAACGAAAUAGAUGAGAUGAUUCGAGAAGGUACCAGGUUUACCCAAGCUUAUUCUGCUGACAGUAUGUGCUCACCAAGUAGGGCAGGCUUUAUGACUGGUCGCCUUCCUAUCAGAUUGGGCAUAACUGGAGGUGCGCGUGUAUUUUUAGCAAAGGACGCUGGUGGUCUACCAAAACAUGAAGAAACUAUCGCAGAGAUGCUUUUGAAAUAUGGCUAUUCAACGGGAAUGGUUGGAAAGUGGCACCUUGGUAUAAAUGAGGUGAAUCAAACUGAUGGAUCAUAUUUGCCUUCCAAGCGUGGUUUUCAAUAUGUAGGGAUCAAUUUACCAUGGACGAAUGUAUGGGAAUGUGACGUUAGCAAGAAAUUUGUUGAGAGUCCAAAUGCGACGCUAUGUUUCCUUUAUGAUGGUGACAAAAUCAUUCAACAACCGAUUAAAUUCGAGCAUCUAACUGAAGCACUUGUCAAUGAUUGGAAAAGAUUUUUAGAUAAGCAGAUGAAAACAGAUAUUGAAAAACCAUUUUUCUUCUACUUUUCCUUCCCACAUGUCCACAGCUCCCAAUUUGCUAAUGAACAUUUCAUUAAUUCAUCUAUUCGAGGAUUAUUCGGCGAUAACAUUAAUGAGAUGGCUUGGGCAGUAGGACAAGUUUUACAAAGCCUAAGAAAUUAUGGAAUUGAACGCGACACAUUAGUGAUUUUCAUGUCUGACCAUGGUCCACAUCAGGAAUUAUGUCUCAACGGUGGAAGUACUGCUGGUUUAAAAGGUGGAAAAUCAAAUAGCUAUGAGGGCGGGUUUCGAAUUCCAUUUGCAGCUUGGAUGCCAGGCACUGUGAAGGCUGGAUUAGUGUCUAGAGAAGUUAUUUCAUCGCUCGAUCUUUUCCCUACAUUUGAAUCACUUGCCUCCCUUGGGAAAGUAAAAAGACGAACUCCUGGCCUUUACGAUGGUAUCGAUGUACAUGAGGAAUUGUUUGGUAGAUCAAAUUUUUUAGUAGGAUUUCGGAAUUCAAAUUUUUCUCUCGCUCAUAGGCGCCCUAUUUUUUAUUACUGCAAUACACAUCUAAUGGCUAUAAGAUUUGGUGACUACAAAGUCCAUUUCAAAACAUCACCAAUAUUUAGAAAUGGUUCUAAUAGUGAUCGGAUCGAAGAGCUUUGUCCUGGUGGAAAACCUAUUGAUGACUGGUACGUUUCACUAACUUGUCCUGAAGAACAUUUGACCACACAUAAUCCACCUUUGGUUUAUGAUUUGAAUGAAGACGUUUAUGAAAUGUACCCAUUGCAUAAUGCACAUCAGCAAGUACAGGAAAUUCGAAUGAAUGCAAUUCGUCUAAAGAAAGAGCAUGAAAAAACUAUCAUAAAAGUCAGAGAACAACUAGGAAAUUAUAAGCUAAGUGUUUUGCCAUGUUGCAAUCCACCACGUUGCGAAUGUGAUUUGUUAACAAAUGCCAGAAUGGGAAUAAAAGCAUCACUCGGUCCAAAAAGGUUUAUUUCUCCUAUCGACAUAAUCGAAAUGCAUUUUGGAAAAACUGACGCAAUCGAUGAAGUGGGAUCUGGUGAAAUGGAAAAUGUCGAAAAUUAUCAUUCUCAUGCCAAUUCGAAAUCUUUGUAUGAAAGGCUAAUAUCAAAUUACAAUGACAAAGGAAGAAUCGAAAGCUUAAAAAAAUGUGAUAUAAUUGGUAUAGGUAGUACUUCUUAG
Messenger RNA from Dracunculus medinensis (Guinea worm), 1884 nucleotides. Lineage: Eukaryota; Metazoa; Nematoda; Chromadorea; Rhabditida; Dracunculidae. The record is from the annotation of a GenBank genome assembly.